This is a messenger RNA of Canariomyces notabilis, 5098 nucleotides long. RefSeq lists its product as uncharacterized. The record is from RefSeq and is a predicted model, not a curated record. Bases 177 to 4979 code for a protein of 1600 amino acids. The transcript is spliced from 5 exons. Gene Ontology annotation, cellular component: RQC complex; cytosol. Gene Ontology annotation, biological process: ribosome-associated ubiquitin-dependent protein catabolic process; rescue of stalled cytosolic ribosome. Lineage: Eukaryota; Fungi; Ascomycota; Sordariomycetes; Sordariales; Chaetomiaceae. Gene Ontology annotation, molecular function: zinc ion binding; ribosomal large subunit binding; ubiquitin protein ligase activity.
GUUGCGCGCCGCUUCUCCUCCAGUCGUGGGACGAGCUCAGCAAUACAGAUACGGCCUUUAGAAGUUAAAUAACGGCCCUAACAGCAGUGGCUUCAAGGUUCUGACGUCUGAAACCCAUAACACCACCUCAACACGGCGUUACGUCUCGACGAGAUUGCCUUUCAAUAACUACUUCAAUGUUCUCGGGAGGUCCCAGGGCAAUGCAGAGCGGGGGCUUCGGCGGCUUUAAAGCAUCCUCAACGACCUUGUCGUACCUCGCGCUACCACCCGAUUUCUCCGCCAUACCCCAGGAGGUAGUGGUGCCGUUCAAGAACCUGCUAAAAAAGGACAGCACAACAAAGGAGAAAGCGCUGCAAGACAUUCUCACUUAUGUGCAGUCUCGUCCUCCCGACGCCCAUCCGCUGGAAGAGCCGGUAAUAGACGCAUAUCUUGAGCUCUAUCCCCGAUUAUCCAUCGACGACUCGGCCCGGGCCAGAGAACUCUCCCACCAAGUGCUAUUUCGCCUGCUUAGUCACGCCAAGAAGCGCAUCGCAAAACGCUUGCCGGAUUUUGUUGGCCCGUGGCUCGCUGGCACCUUCGACAGAGACAAGCGUGUGUCCAAGGCUGCUAGUGAUGCGCUCUCCUCCUUUUUACCGACCAAAGAGAAAGAGGAAGCGUUUUGGAAGGCGGUGCAGAAUCGAGCACUUGGUUUCGCCAGCGAAGCCGUCAGAGAAACCCCAGACACACUCAGCGACGAGCGGUCGACCACCAAGCAAGAUUCCGAAGCAAAGUAUUACCGAGUGGUUGGAGCCAGCUUAUCUCUUGUCUUGAAUUUGGUGAGGAGAGGGGAUAUAAGUUCGCUCCAGGAUGGCUUGGCUAGUUAUCUGGAGGUCCCAGCAAUAUGGACCAUGCCGAACGCCGAGGAUCCAUUCGUACGCCGGGUAUUUUAUCAGUUCCUCAGUACCCUCUUGGACACGCAGCCCAACCUCCUGGAGCCGCGGUUACAACAAAUCGGACGUGCCCUCAUUGCAGAUGGCCUAAAGAAGAGCCAGCUUCAGUCAGCGACUGACCUUCUGAGAGCCUUAGCCCGCCUGACGCGGCAUUUCCCACAAGUGUGGGGCACUCAGAAGCAUCUACUGCAGCGGCUGGAGAGCUUUGUUGCUCGAGGCUCACAAGGAGGUGCUGAGGAGUUCUGGCGCGCCUUGGAUCAACUCCUCCAGAUCUGUCCCGACAGGACACCGCAAGUUGAUGUCCUGUCCUCAUUCCUAGCGGCGAUGCGGAAGGGCAUCGCAAAUAGGCUCGAGUCUCAGGCCAGCCGCGCCCAGGGCUUUCAGUCCUAUGCCCGCGUCUUCGAUCUCUUCCUUCAACAUUUUUCUCCGACUACAGAUUUCCUGGAAGAGAACCUUUCUUCCCUUACACGGCAGUAUUUGCACCCUGUCUCCGAUUCAUCUUUGCCGUCGCCGCAGCGGCCCGACUUCUUAGCAACAGCUUGGAAGGCCGUGGCGCGUCAUACAGGAGCCGAGGCUCACAAGGCGGUGGCGGAGGAAUGGCAGAAAUUGACGAGCUCUUUCUUGUCCCGGAUAUCUAAUUCCCUCCCGGAGGUCUCCGACGGAUAUCGCCAGUCACAGACCGGCGUUGCUUCAGAAGGCGAGCGCUGGUUUGCAUUAGCAGCCCAGAUCCUUUCCGAGGAAGACGACGAGGGUGCAUUACUGCGAAGUGUGCUCACUACAUCCUCGGUAGAGAUUAUGCACGGGGCCCUUAACGUGCUGUCUAGGAGGAACUUCAAACCCUUUGGCGCUGCAUCAGUCCUACAGUCGGCUUUCAAGCACUGCCCCCGACUUUGUGCUGAGCAUGAGUUAUUAGACCUCCUUUUCCCAGUCGACCGUACAGAAGUGUUUGAUCUUAUCAUCUCAUCUCCCUCACUCCCCUAUCUUGUGUCCAAUCUUAACGCGGAUUCAGCCGCCAAGGGGAAUCGUUUUGAGGAGAUCUGGACGGCCCUCCUUCAGGCAGCUCUCCGAAUUACAGACCGAGCGGCGGCCAUUUCCGCUGUCAGGAUGCUUAUUGGGAUUCCUUCCAUUGACCAAAUCGCACAGCGUUCUGCAUCAUUACAGAGCUUUCUUGUGUCAGCAUGGGAAGAGUCUACAAAGGCCAACGGACCCCCGUCGUUGAGGGACCUUCUUGCGGAUACCUUGUCUUUCAAUACCUUGACCAAAGAAUCCAUGACGCGUAUCACCGCUGAGGUGGUUUCUGCCCUUGAUGCUCCCCAAACGUGCAGCUUGGCCCUUGCCGCUCUAGAGUUGCUUCUACAGAAGCGGCCCGAUCUCCUCCCAACAGACCACAAUCUACAUGUGGACUUGUUGAGUCAUCUGCUCUCCUUAAUGGAGCUCUCUGAUUCCACGCUGUCUGAAAGGGCUAAGGGCUUGCGACGCUCGCUCGACCAACAGUCCACAGGGCAGAACCCACUCCCAAGGAUUAUCGAGAAGGAACUCGACGAUGCUGGUCCUUCUUCUCUGGAUAUUGAUACCUUGUUCCAACAAGCGCUCGCCGCUUUAGAAUCAGACAGUGUAUCAGUUGAGGACCUCUUCCCGAGUUCGACAGUUUGGAUGAAUGAGCUCUCUUGCUUUCUCGCACAACCGCCUAGCCCCUCGUUGUCGAUUACCAGCAGCAUGGGAGGGGCCUACUACUUAGUGCGAGACAUUUCCAAAGCCAAGGAUCGGGGGCAACGCCGAGAUGGCAAGGGGCGUUCCAUUCCCGCUAGGAUGGCCCUUUUCACUGCCAAACUGCUUUCUGCUGGAGUUCCUUUGAGCUCACUCCCACCGGAGUUCCAGUUAGAGCUCGUAUAUUUGCUUUGCGUCACGGAAGCGGUUGCGGGGGAUCAGCUAGCUGCAGCGCGGCACGGAGGGCUAUGGCGGAACGGAGACGAGCCCGAAAAUGAGCUCCAGCAGUUCAGUGAACUUGCUAUAGGCGCCAUCAACGCCAUUAUUGUAGGCGCUGAGGGCUGGAAGGACUGGGACAUGUCCGGUGAUUCCUUAGUGGAACGGCUCAUCAAUUUUAUGGUUCAGGGGUCCCGCGGCUCAAGCCCGGGUGCAUUUUACACGGCUAAAUCUCUGGCUUCUCUGUUUCAAGCCCUUGUUAAGACACAUGGGCCGCUCACAAAGCUGGAAGACUGGCUGAGCAGGCUUGGGAUUAUGAGGGUCACUCCUGAGAUUGCUUUUCUGAUAGCAGCUUUCCUCGCUGGCUUUGGUGACACGCUUGCGUCAUCCAAAACAGUCGCCACGCUGUGCACACGGCUUGUCAGCGACGUGCCCGGGUUCUCUCCUACUGCACCGCGUGCAUUGGAGUCAAUAGUCCUGCUGAAUCUCUGCAUGGAUGUUUACGAAUCCGACCAGAUACCCGUUGAACCUCGCAAGCAGGUUCUCGCUCUUCAACAAUUGGCCCGGUGGACAGAUACACCAGGCGACAUGGGAAGCUCAAUCGCUGCGGAAACCUGCAAGGCCAUCACUAGACUUCUGCCCGGAGUGAAGCACGCCUAUGGUCCUUUCUGGGAUCAGACCAUAGAAUACUGUAUCUGGCUUUGGAAGAAGGCCGCGGAGGGAGAAGAUAACGACCUGCUACCGGGUAUUCAUGCAUCGUUGAAGCUGAUGCAGGCGCUCCAUGCAGCACACGACGCGAAUGACGACCUCGACGAUGCCCUCGCCAAACACGCAAAGGCUGAAUCGACGGCCCUCAUUGGCCUGGUCAGCAUGUCACGCGAAGCGGCCGAUUCUCUGCCUAAUCAGCUCGUUGACGCUCUCCUCAGCAGAGCUGUGAGCAAGAUUCAGCAUGUGGACCUCCCGGAUCUUGGGCAGCUAUAUGGAUCCGUUGCAUCAGAAUCACGAGACAUCCAGCGGGCCGCGUUUAGUUUGCUCCACCGAGCUCUGCCCGCUAUUCAGGAGGAUAUCAAUCUUGCUGUCGUCAUGGACAAAACGGCGGCUAACCUCCCGAAUGAAUUACUCUCCCUUCUUUUGGAUGCUCCGAACCCGGAUGACUAUUCCGACGAAGAUUUAACUCGGUUUCCAGCCGAAAUCCGUGCAUACCUUCUCUCCUGGCACCUCGUGUUCGAUGCCUUUAGCAAGGCUUCAUUCAGGGCCCGUAGCGAUUACACGGAGAACCUGCGGAGCGGCAACCAGCUCGAGCCUCUUCUCCGAUUCCUAGUCGAUGUCCUCGGCCACGCCUUUGCCCGAGCACUUGACCUCAACCGAGAAGGCUUUACUACAGAGCACAUUCGCUCCUACAGGAUUGAUCUCGCCGACUCUGAGCCUGCUGAGAGAGACAUGAACUGGCUCCUGAUACACCUAUUCUAUCUUAUUCUGAAGUACAUUCCCGGCUUGUUCAAGAUGUGGUAUCUCAGCUGUACCUCUAAGCAGACCACAAACACGGUGCUGUCCUGGAUGCAGAAGUUCUUCUCGCCCUUGAUUAUCUCGGAUGCUUUGGACGAAGUAAUCGACUGGUCCUCAAAGCAAGAAGGUGGCGAUGGAGACACCGAGAAAUUGGUUGUGAAGGUCAAUAAGACACUGAGGGAGAUCACAGCAGGAUAUCCAGUCGAUGACGACACAGCGACCAUUUCGCUCAUUGUCCCGGAGUCAUAUCCCUUAGAUCCUGUUGAGGUAUACAGCGUCAGGAGGGUUGCAGUCAGGGAGGACAGGUGGCAGUCAUGGCUCAAGGCUACCAAGGCCGUGAUCAUGUUCGGGAAUUGCAGCCUUGUUGACGGCCUCAUGGCAUUCCGGCGAAAUAUUUCGCUGGCUUUGAAAGGCCAGGAGGAGUGUGCUAUUUGCUACUCAAUCAUUGCGCAGGACAAGACGCUGCCUGAUAAGAAGUGCGGCACCUGUAAUCACGACUUCCACCGAGUCUGUCUGUACAAGUGGUUCCAAAACAGCGGGCGCAACACGUGCCCGCUCUGCCGGAACGCUAUCGACUAUCUCGGGUCGGAUACCAAGCGGCGGCGGCCGGAGCAUGAAUGAGGGAGCUAACACAAUGGGCAUGGGUUAUAUCAUACUAUAGACAGUCAGGGUAGGCUCCCAAAUAGAGAUGGAACAGUCACUUUCUCAGGCUUCGUCUGCUUACUAUGCCAAUUCUGAUC